AUGGCCAGAGCUGCUGCCGGGAAGGCUGGAUCUGGCGGGAGCCGGGAGGCCGCUGGCUGGGUUCUGAAAGUGAUCUGCGGAGACUGCACUUGUUGCUUUUCGGGAAGGGGAUGCUGGCGCGCCAGGAUCGCCGGCGACCCCCCGGUCGGGCGGCCUGAGGCGGCGGCGGCGGGCGGGAGGGGCCGCGAAGCCCUGCCUGCGGCUGUUGCUGUCGAGCAGGAACUCAAGACGGUCACGUACCUGCUGCCGGUGAAGUACCAUGAGCUGCCUGCUGACGCUGUUGAGGCGGUCCCAGUGCAGUGCGCGUCGGGCGGUCAGGUGCGCGCCGCUGGUGCCGCGCGCCGACCUCCCGCCUGGCGUGGCCAGCCUGCGCCGCCGCAGCUGCUGCUCGGCCGCCUCUUCCGCUGGCCCGACCUGCAGCACGCCGUGGAGCUGAAGCCCCUGUGCGGCUGCCACAGCUUCGCCGCCGCCGUGCCGCCACGACGGCCUGACCGUGGGAAGUGCUGCAACCCCACCACACUUCACCGGGUCUGUAUGCCACAAUCACCACCGCCCCCCUAUUCUCGGCUGUCUCCUCACGACGAGUACAAGCCACUGGAUCUAUCUGAUUCCACAUUGUCUUACACUGAAACGGAGGCCACCAACUCCCUCAUCACCGCCCCGGGUGAAUUCUCAGACGCCAGCAUGUCUCCGGAUGCCACCAAGCCCAGCCACUUGACGCGAUUACCUACUGGACACCGGACGCGUGUGGGCCGCCUCUACGCGGUGUACGACCAGGCCGUGAGCAUCUUCUACGACCUACCUCAGGGCAGCGGCUUCUGCCUGGGCCAGCUCAACCUGGAGAAGGCAGCGAAGUCGAGGCAGGAGCUUUCGAUCGGCCAGUUGCUGAAGAGGCUAUCCCAGAGGGUCUGGGCUUAG
Molecule: messenger RNA, 918 nt
Organism: Puma concolor (puma)
Lineage: Eukaryota; Metazoa; Chordata; Mammalia; Carnivora; Felidae
Source: RefSeq, a predicted model, not a curated record